AUGGAGAAUAUUCUGCUGGGUCCGCAAGAGGGAAAUGCUAGUAAUAAUGUGCCAGAAGCAGGUGCUGCACAGGAGGACGUCCGGCUGCUCCAGCUGCUUAUGCAGCAACUCGUGGCCGUCGUGAUUGAGGUCACGGUCGCACUCGCUGACGCCUCUGUCGGGAACGUGGACGUGGACGAGUUGGCCCCAUCAUUAGGCUACCAGCCAAUAGGAGAUACAGAGUGUGAAGAAAGAGUUAACGAUUUUGGGUAUGGCGAAGAGUUGUCCACUGUUGGUGGUGAAUUGGAGGCAGCUGCGUGUCCCAGCAUCCAGCUGAAACGGAAGCCUGACAAAUGUGGCCACUGCAGUUACACAACUGCCAACCCACAACAGCUGAUGCAACAUUUCCAAACCAACCAUGCCGACCAGUACCCGUUCGUUUGUGAUUUCUGCGAUUUCCGAUGCUUGGAACGAAAAACGCUCAAUUUGCACACGAGGACGGAACACGCAGGCGAAAAACGCUUCAGCUGCGAGUUUUGCGACUACAAAGCGGUGCGACUGAUCUACUUGAAGCGACACGUGGUCGUGCAUUCCGACGAAAAACGGUUCAGCUGUGAGUUUUGUGAUUUCAAGACCCGCUACCAUAGCAACCUGCGGACCCAUCUGCGGAACCAUACCGAUGAAAAGCCUUACAGAUGUGAGUUGUGUGAAUACAGCUCGCGGUUUCUGAGCAACCUGAAAACGCAUCAGAGGACACACACUGGUGAUAAACUGUUCAGUUGCGGUCAUUGUGAUUAUAAAACCUCGUUCUCAGGUAACCUGAAGAAGCAUGUCAAGAGCCACAAUUGA
Nilaparvata lugens (brown planthopper) is the source of this 828-nucleotide messenger RNA. Its product is annotated as zinc finger and SCAN domain-containing protein 2-like. The transcript has 2 exons. Gene Ontology annotation, molecular function: RNA polymerase II transcription regulatory region sequence-specific DNA binding; DNA-binding transcription factor activity, RNA polymerase II-specific. Gene Ontology annotation, biological process: regulation of transcription by RNA polymerase II. Lineage: Eukaryota; Metazoa; Arthropoda; Insecta; Hemiptera; Delphacidae. The record is from RefSeq and is a predicted model, not a curated record. The coding region runs from base 1 to 828 and encodes 275 amino acids. Gene Ontology annotation, cellular component: nucleus.